GAGAGAGAGGGAGAGAUGGAAGACGAUAAGCAGAGGAAGGAGGGCCCGGGUGUUGAUGGAGGGGGCGGGAAGGGGGAGGAGGAUGGGUUUUUGGAGGGAAUGGCGGUUGUGGACUUCGACAUGCUCUGCGCGACUGUGGCGCUGCAGACGAGGGGUUUCUCGGCGGGGAAGAACGGAGGGGAGGUUGAGGGAGGGGGAGGGAGAGGUGGUGGUGGUGGCUUGCAGAGGUUGUGGGAGGGCGACGUCUUCGACUGCUUCCAGGACCGCCGCAUCGCCAUUGAGUCUUUUUGCUGUCCUUGUUGUACUUUUGGGAAAAACAUGAGGAGAGCGGGAUUGGGUUCGUGUUUUCUUCAGGGAGCUGCAUAUCUCUUCCUUUCAGUGGGUGCUCUUCUUGGCUAUAUCGCAUUUUGUGUCACCAAGAAGCACCAUUUCCUAUUUAUAGCUGUUGCUUUGACCAUUUCGGCUGCGUUAUACCUGGGAUAUUGGCGUCUACGGAUACGAAGGCAAUUCAAUAUCAGGGGUAGCGAUAGUGCUGUGGAUGAUUGUAUGAAUCAUCUUCUUUGCCCAUUUUGCACGUUAUGCCAGGAAACGAGGACCUUGGAGAUGAACAAUGUUCGCGAUGGAGUUUGGCAUGGCAGGGGCGACACGAUUUGCAUAGGGAGUAGCGGGACAGCAAGUGGUCCUCUUUUAGAAUUACGCCAAUCUCCCAUCGUAGUAACCACCAUGUCCCCCGGAGUUUGCAGUAUGCAGAGACCUGAAAACAGUGACAGCGUUCAUUCGUGGACUGCAGAUUGCAGCCACUCAGAGCCUCUCGUGCCUCCAACUUCCUGAAACGGCCGGUUGUUGUUUGUAAAUAUCUAGAAAUUUGAAAUCCCUUCUGUGGAAUAUUUUGUAAGGGAAUGGCCACAAUUGGUGCUUAUUUAUCUGUACAAGUAUCAAACUUGGAAUUGAAAUGCUAACUAAUGUCAGGCAAUCUUACUCACCAAAAUUGAGUAUCGUGUCUUCUCU
Nymphaea colorata (pocket water lily) is the source of this 1008-nucleotide messenger RNA. RefSeq lists its product as uncharacterized. The coding region runs from base 16 to 831 and encodes 271 amino acids. The record is from RefSeq and is a predicted model, not a curated record. The transcript has 5 exons. NCBI's taxonomy places the organism in Eukaryota, Viridiplantae, Streptophyta, Magnoliopsida, Nymphaeales, Nymphaeaceae.